Molecule: messenger RNA, 6416 nt
Organism: Coregonus sp. 'balchen'
Lineage: Eukaryota; Metazoa; Chordata; Actinopteri; Salmoniformes; Salmonidae
Source: the annotation of a GenBank genome assembly
AUGUUUGGGGCUGGAAACUUACAUCACACAGCAGAAGAAUCUGGAAGAAGAACCUUGCCACCUAUCAAAUCUGCCAGUGACAAGAAUUUCCUAGAAUCUCUUGGUGAAUACAUUAAACGUGAGAAGGAACGUCUGAUGUGUCCAGAUGAAGGACCUGAUGAGCAACGAUACAUAAUUUACAGUUCUGCAUUUGAUAAGGUAUCAACAUAAAGCACCAUACCCUUUCGCCUUGUUUCAGCAUCAUCACUCAAUAAUUUUUUAGGCCUACACACCUGACCUGAUCAGAAUGCCUAGGCUAACUUGUUGCAUUGUAACUAUGCCUAUCUCUUGCUUGUUUGAUUUUCUCAGGUAAUUGAGUAUGCAACUGCAUACAAAACCAUUCUCACCGCCAUCAAGAAAGAGUAUGAUGAGUUCAUCUGUGCCAUAAAGAAGAGUGAGCGUGAUGCCAAGCUAGCGCAUGGGAAACUGAAGGCCAUGGUGACCCAGCCCACCUCCCUUAUGUACUGUCAGAGAAGAGCUGUCCAGCUUCAGGAAAGGCAAGAGAGUCACUUAAAUCUUUCACCAUGGCAUAAUACGGCCCCAGAGUAUAGUAUAUCAUCCAUACCUAAACAUAGUUUUUUCCCUCUUCUAGGAUUGCCAUCAUUCAGAGAGACACUGCAGAGCUGCAGGUAGAGUUAAAUAGACUACAGGAGUCGAGGAGAGACAAGAGACCCUCAUUGCAUCAGAAGACCUCGGACAGCAAGACACUACGGCCCGUUGGGCAAAUUCCAGGCAUGGCCGUACAUUGCUGAACACAUUGUGCCGUUUUGUUUUGACUUAACGUUAUAAUGGCUGUAUGUUUACCCAAGUACAUAUUGUCAUGUGUCAUGUCAAUAUGUCAUUCAUGAGCAGUGCUUACAGUAUAGUUUUUUUUCCAGGUCUGACAUUUGAUGAGUCGAUGAACCCAGUAGCUCUGGCAAAGCAUUUGGAGUACCUUGAGCGAAAGCGAGCCAACCUGCAGAUAAAGAGGAAGAGCCAGUAUGUAUCUGUUUCUGUCAAGGCUGACCUGGACAAUACAAUGCGGUCCACCCUGGACCAGAGGGAUGAGCUGGCAGUGGAGAAUGAGAGACUCCAACUCCGGUGAGACUGUCUAACUUUGCUCAAGACUCACGGGCACAAGUGGCUAUAGAAUACCAUUGAAUAGGCCUAUGUUGUUGCUAAAGUUAUCGGUUCUUCUGGUUUUCUAGUUACAAACAGAUGAAGUUUCUGAAUGACUCCCUCAUGACAUGGGAAAAGACAGGAAAAGAAGUCACUCUGCUGGAGUUCCUCACCUCAACACUGGAUAAUAUAUUUGAUCUGAAAAGUAUUUUACACUUCCACUUUAGCAUACAGUGAAUGUUCGUAUUAGUGACACUGACAGUGAAUGAAGUUCUAGUCAGGGAUAAUGUAGCCUAGCUUUAUGGAGCAGCUCAUGGAGCUUGUCUCAUUUUUGUGUUAUAACCUAUUUGUCUUCUACUUAUGAUGCGGCAGGCCUAUAAACCUCACAAGACCUUUUGUGUGUUUUUUAAGUAUGAGAAGGCUCAUGAUACAGCAGCAAUAAAGUGAUAUGAUUUUCAUUCUAGUGAGCGACACUGAUUUCCCUGGCAUUAGUGCAGUAGUGUUUGAAGAGGAUGAUCCAAGCAAGGUCAAUGAAUCGGAGCUCUUGGUGGAUUACAUUGAAAGGUACUUCAGUUAUUUUCAGAGUUCUAGUACUAUGCUCUCAACCAAUGCAUACUGUAUGUAUAGAUCAUUCCUCUAUGUGUUGUGUUAUGUCUCCCUGCAGGUUCAUUGACCUAUUUGAGGGGGGUGAGUAUGAGGCAGCUGCUUUCCAUGCUGCCAAAUCCCCUCAUGGAGUCUUGAGAAACAUGGAGACAAUGGAAAGGUUCAAAGGUGGAACCUCUUUAUUUUCUAUCUUAUACAGACGUCCUAUAGUGUUGUUGUCCCUAUACACACAUCAUGUGAGUCAUAAUGAAGUCUCAACCAUAAAGUAACUCUGCAUCUUGUACAGGCACACAGCACAUAGACUAUAUAAGUCUGUAUGAACUGUUUUCAACCAUCUUUGUUUCCCCUCUAGCGGUCACAGUGUACCAGGGCCAGGGGGAACUUCCCCCUCUCCUGCUCUUCUUCCAGGCACUCAUGAUCUCGGUGCAUGCUGGGAAACAGCUGCCUGUGGAGACCCUGUCAGUGGAGGGGGUCCGGUGUGCCAUGCAGCACAACUACGUAGAGCUGGUCACACACUGGGUCACCCAGAAGAGGUCAGCAUAUCAGUUUGUAUAAUGUGAGUGUUAGGGGUUAUGAGUCUUUUUGUUGUAGGGUUUAAAUGGUAUAGCUGGGCAUGGUUGUAGCAAUCACGAAAUAAGAAGUCGGAAGUUUACAUACACCUUAGCCAAAUACAUUUAAACUCAGUUUUUCACCAUUCCUGACAUUUAAUCCUAGUAAAAAUUCUCUGUUUUAGGUCAGUUAGGAUCACCACUUUAUUUUAAGAAUGUGAAAUGUCAGAAUAAUAGUAGAGAGUGAUUUAUUUCAGCUUUUAUUUCUUUCAUCACAUUCCCAGUGGGUCAGAAGUUUACAUACUCUCAAUUAGUAUUUGGUAGCAUUUCCUUUAAAUUGUUUAACUUGGGUUAAACGUUUCGGGUAGCAUUCCACAAGCUUCUCACAAUAAGUUGGGUGAAUUUUGGCCCAUUCCUCCUGACAGAGCUGGUGUAACUGAGUCAGGUUAGUAGGCCUCCUUGCUCGCACACGCUUUUUCAGUUCUGCCCACAAAUGUUCUAUAGGAUUGAGGUCAGGGCUUUGUGAUGGCCACUCCAAUACCUUGACUUUGUUGUCCUUAAGCCAUUUUGCUACAACUUUGGAAGUAUGCUUGGGGUCAUUGUCCAUUUGGAAGACCCAUUUGCGACCAAGCUUUAACUUCCUGACUGAUGUCUUGAGAUGUUGUUCUUCAAUAUAUCCACAUAAUUUUACAUCCUCAUGAUGCCAUCUAUUUUGUGAAGUGCACCAGUCCCUCCUGCAGCAAUGCACUCCCACAGCAUGAUGCUGCCACCCCGUGCUUCACGGUUGGGAUGGUGUUCUUCGGCUUGCAAGCUACCCCCUUUUUUCUCCAAACAUAACGAUGGUCAUUAUGGCCAAACAGUUCUAUUUUUGUUUCAUCAGACCAGAGGACAUUUCUCCAAAAAGUACAAUCUUUGUCCCCAUGUGCAGUUGCAAACCAUAGUCUGGCUUUUUUAUGGCGGUUUUGGAGCAGUGGCUUCUUCCUUGCUGAGCGGCCUUUCAGGUUAUGUCGAUAUAGGAUUCGUUUUACUGUGGAUAUAGAUACUUUUGUACCUGUUUCCUCCAGCAUCUUCACAAGGUCCUUUGCUGUUGUUCUGGAAUUGAUUUGCACUUUUCGCACCAAAGUACGUUCAUCUCUAGGAGACAGAACGUGUCUCCUUCCUGAGCGGUAUGACGGCUGCGUGGUCCCAUGGUGUUUAUACUUGUGUACUAUUGUUUGUACAGAUGAACGUGGUACCUUCAGGCUUUUGGAAAUUGCUCCCAAGGAUGAACCAGACCUGUGGUCUACAAUUCUUUUUCUGAGGUCUUAGCUGAUUUCCUUUGAUUUUCCUAUGACGUCAAGCAAAGAGGCACUGAGUUUGAAGGUAGGCCUUGAAAUACAUCAACAGGUACACCUCCAAUUGACUCAAUUUAUGUCCAUUAGCCUAUCAGAAGCUUCUAAAGCCAUGACAUCAUUUUCUGGAAUUUCCCAAGCUGUUUAAAGGCACAGUCAACUUCUGACCCACUGGAAUUGUGAUACAGUGAAUUAUAAGUGAAAUAAUCUGUCUGUAAACAAUUGUUGGAAAGAUUACUUGUGUCAUGCACAAAGUAGAUGUCCUAACCGACAUAAGUGUAUGUAAACUUCCGACUUCAACUGUAGAUAUUGUGUUUAGAGCUCUUCGUUAUUGAGUCUACGUCGGGUUACAGCUUUCUCCAUAACCUUCUCAGGCUAACAUACAGCGAGGCUCUGGGGGAUGUGAUCUGUGAGCAUGGAGACAGGAAGCCGCGGAUGGCUGACACAUGCCUGGCUCUGGCCCACAUCGUCUACAAGGCCUGCGGCAUGCUCAGGAAGGCCGCACUGAGCAUGUGCAAGAGAGGCAUGACCAGCAGUACUAUGGAGUUCAUCUAUCAAAGCAAAGGCUUUACUGCAGGUGGGGAACACACUCAUUUACAGAUACUAUUCACACACAUCCUAUGUAGUGUACAGUUGAAGUCGGAAGUUUACAUACACUUAGGUUGGAGUCAUUAAAACUUCUUUUUCAACCACUCCACAAAUUUUUUGUUGUUAACAAACUAAAGUUUUGGCAAGUCUACUUUGUGCAUGACACAAGUAAGUUUUCCAACAAUUGUUUACAGACAGAUUAUUUCACUUAUAAUUCACUGUAUCACAAUUCCAGUGGGUCAGAGGUUUACAUACACUAAGUUGACGGUGCCUUUAAACAGCAUGGAAAAUUCCAGAAAAUGAUGUCAUGGCUUUAGAAGCUUCUGAUAGGCUAAUUGACAUAAUUUUUGUCAAUUGGAGGUGUACCUGUGGAUGUAUUUCAAGGCCUACCUUCAAACUCAGUGCCUCUUUGCUUGACAUCAUGGGAAAAUCAAAAGAAAUCAGCCAAGACCUCAGAAAAAAAAUUGUAGACCUCCACAAGUCUGGUUCAUCCUUGGGAGCAAUUUCCAAACACCUGAAGGUACCACGUUCAUCUGUACAAACAAUAGUACGCAAGUAUAAACACCAUGGGACCACGCAGCCAUCGUACCGCUCAGGAAGGAGACGCGUUCUGUCUCCUAGAGAUGAACGUACUUUGGUGCAAAAAAUGCAAUUCAAUCCCAGAACAACAGCAAAGGACCUUGUGAAGAUGCUGGAGGAAACAGGUACAAAAGUAUCUAUAUCCACAGUACACCGAGUCCUAUAUCGACAUAACCUGAAAGGCUGCUCAGCAAGGAAGAAGCCACUGCUCCAAAACCGCCAUAAAAAAGACAGACUACGGUUUGCAGCUGUACAUGUGGACAAAGAUUGUACUUUUUGGAGAAAUGUCCUCUGGUCUGAUGAAACAAAAAUAUAACUGUUUGGCCAUAAUGACCAUCGUUAUGUUUGGAGAAAAAAGGGGGUAGCUUGCAAGCCGAAGAACACCAUCCCAACCGUGAAGCACGGGGGUGGCAGCAUCAUGCUGUGGGGGUGAUUUGCUGCAGGAGAGACUGGUGCACUUCACAAAAUAGAUGGCAUCAUGAGGAAGGAAAAUUUAUGUGGAUAUAUUGAAGCAACAUCAGUCAGGAAGUUAAAGCUUGGUCGCAAAUAGGUCUUCCAAAUGGACAAUGACCCCAAGCAUACUUCCAAAGUUGUGGCAAAAUAGCUUAAGGACAACAAAGUCAAGGUAUUGGAGUGGCCAUCACAAAGCCCUGACCUCAAUCCUAUAGAAAUGUGUGGGCAGAACUGAAAAGGCGUGUGCGAGCAAGGAGGCCUACUAACCUGACUCAGUUACACCAGCUCUGACAGGAGGAAUGGGCCAAAAUUCACCCAACUUAUUGUGGGAAGCUUGUGGAAGGCUAGCCGAAACGUUUGACCCAAGUUAAACAAUUUAAAGGCAAUGCUACCAAAUACUAAUUGAUUGUAUGUAAACUUCUGACCAACUGGGAAUGUGAUGAAAUAAAUAAAAGCUUAAAUAAAUAAUUCUCUCUACUAUUAUUCUGACAUUUCACAUUCUUAAAAUAAAGUGGUGAUCCUAACUGACCUAAGACAGGGAAUUUUUACUAGGAUUAAAUGUCAGGAAUUGUGAAAAACUGAGUUUAAAUGUAGGGUGUAUGUAAACUUCCGACUUCAACUGUAUGUGUAAGUGACUCAGUGUGUGCAAUGUGUGUAUUUAAGUACAUCUGUAUUGUUUUCUCUGUGUGUAUGUUUAUGUGCAGAUGACUGUCUGUUUGUGCUGAAGGGCUGUCCCAGUCUGGCUCUUCUCCAGGCGUUGACUCAGGAGUACCAGGGCCAGCCUGCAGUGCUUUCUUUGGGCUUUGCCUGCCAUGCUCUGCUCAACUCUGAUCUGGAGGACCUGGCACUGCAGAUGGUGGAGAAAACUCAUUCAAGUGGGCAAGGUAGGUAGGCUACACCCACCCACCAAUCAGCAGGGCAACCACACAUGGUCGCACACAUGCACAAGUUGAGCUGACCUGUGCUGCUGUGAUUUUCAGGUACUUUGGAGAAGGUGAUUCUGGAUGAUACUGGGUGUUCUGCAGAGAACUGGGGUGAGAUAGCGGGUCGCUGUGGCCAGAAGAACAAGCCUCUGCUGGCCCAGGAGAUCCUCUCCAUCCUGCUGUCUCAGUCAGGGGCCAUGCGCCUCUCCCCUGGCAUAGAGAGCUCCAGGCUGAUGCAGCAUGUGUUCAUGUAG